AUGCUGCGCGUUUCCAGCAUCAACUCUUCCAAUAUGCUCCUCAUUUUCUCUAGUUCGUGGGGGACUAUUCCACCAUCGUCUGAAUCAACCACAAAUGGAUUAUUGACGGCAGCGUCCACAUUUGCAGUUUGCUGCGCAAUUAGUGGCGCCGCAUUCCCAGCCGUAGCAUUUCCAUCCGAUGAGGGAACAGCCUCACGUCAUAGUCGUUCGAGUUCGGCGUCACCAAAUAUGUUGGAGCGCAGGAUGUACCGGUCUGCCAGGUUUUGCUCAGUGACGGAUAGAGAUGGCUCCAGCUCUGCAAAAAAGCGACGCAUCCGAGCCCGAUAUGCCAAACAUCCGGUUUCUUCCCCUUUUGCCCUAAAGUACGCCCGCAGUGCGUUUGCGUUCAUUGUUUGUGACCAACGCAUGCGACGUGCUCCACCAGCGGCGGGUGCCGCUUGCUGA
Molecule: messenger RNA, 444 nt
Organism: Parnassius apollo (apollo)
Lineage: Eukaryota; Metazoa; Arthropoda; Insecta; Lepidoptera; Papilionidae
Source: the annotation of a GenBank genome assembly